Molecule: messenger RNA, 856 nt
Organism: Drosophila biarmipes
Lineage: Eukaryota; Metazoa; Arthropoda; Insecta; Diptera; Drosophilidae
Product: NADPH--cytochrome P450 reductase-like
Exons: 3
Coding region: 278-841 (187 amino acids)
Biological process (GO): response to hormone
Cellular component (GO): cytosol
Molecular function (GO): FMN binding; flavin adenine dinucleotide binding; NADPH-hemoprotein reductase activity
Source: RefSeq, a predicted model, not a curated record
AAAUCGGACGACUAUUUUACAUAGCUGCCAGCUCUUACAGUUUUCGAGAUCUCAGCGUUCAUACGGACAGAAAGACACGAACAUGGCUAGAUCGACUCAGUUAGUGAUCGUGAUCAAGAAUAUAUAUACUUUUUGGGCUCGGAAACCCUUCCUUCCACCUGUUACAUAGUUUCCGACGAAACUACGACGACGAUGUUUGUUGCCCAAUUUUGAAGUGUUAGAGGUUCUAAUAACCAUUCAACCUUUUCCACUUUUAACAUAUCAUACACCAUCCAUCAUGGUCAGCGAGCAAUCGGUAGACGAAGCAACCGCAAUCGACGGCGGUGGUAACGAACCUUUCCUAGGACUACUGGACGUGGCCCUUCUCGCGGUACUUAUCGGUGGAGCCGCAUUUUACAUCCUGCGCAGCCGCAAAAGGAAAGAGGAGCCGAUUCGAAGCUACUCGAUUCAACCAACCACAGUGUGUACCACCAAUGCUGCUGACAACUCAUUUAUUAAGAAACUCAAAGCCUCUGGACGCAGCCUGGUCGUUUUUUAUGGCUCGCAGACUGGAACCGGGGAAGAGUUCGCCGGCCGCCUGGCUAAGGAGGGUAUUCGUUAUCAACUGAAAGGCAUGGUUGCCGAUCCUGAAGAAUGCGAUAUGGAGGAGCUGCUUCAGCUAAAAGACAUUUCUAACUCCUUGGCAGUUUUCUGCCUAGCUACCUACGGGGAAGGAGAUCCCACGGACAACGCCAUGGAGUUCUACGAGUGGAUAACAAACGGAGAUGUCGAUCUGGCCGGGCUAAAUUACGCAGUGAGUUCCAGCGAUGUCAUCGAAUCCGCGUUAACUUAUCGAACGUAAAAGCCAAAGUCCUAU